UUUUUAAGAUAUCAUCAUAUCUGAUACUCCUCGUGUUUAGUUUAUCACUAAAAUGAGAAAAGUCCGAAGCGGCUCGAUGUUAGUACCGUUGUCCGAAUGACCUUAAAGAGAUAAAUAUAUGCAACUAUUUCUGGAAUUCCCCUGGUAUCCCCCAUCUACAUCAAGUUUCUAUAUAUCUAUACUUCCACUCUUAACGGCAGUCUCGUUUCGCGCGCGAGAAUGAAGUGUCUAUACGUCGGAAUUGUGUUUUUCAUGUAUAACUACAUAAUAUGGGGCCAGGAUUUGGUAUUCCCGACUGACGAAGAAACGUCCCAUGUUAGCGGUGGCAAUUCCACGACAAUAACGGAUCGUAUACCCGUGUCGAUACCGGACAGUUGCCCGAAAAACAUGCUUCUCUAUCCAGGCAGUGGUUCGAAGGAUGCCUGGGUGUGUGACUGUAGGCCACGAUUUCUGUACUUCCCACUGACUGACUCCUGCCACGAAGCCUACAGGCAAGGCCCCUGUCCAUCCAAAAAUUAUGUUGUUCUCCCUAAGGACGAGGUAGUCCCCCGUUGCGUGGAGAAUCCUUGCCUAGAGGAUGGUGUAGUACCUUACAACGGCACAUGUUAUCCUCUCAGAACCAUAGGUGGCCCGUGUGCACCCACAGGCGUGUUAGGCGUGAAUGAGACCACCUUCCAGUUGGAAUGUAUACCAGUAAACACUGCGCCCUUCCAGAUACUAACGACCAUUCCCCAGGGGAUGUGUCCACCAGGUAGUCGCAGGAGCAUGGUUGGAACAUGUAGCAGGAUAUGAUUGGACAUGAGUCCUAAUUCAGUUUUGCUAUCUCUAUUUUAAAUGAUUUCAUGUGACAUAUCGCAAUGUCAUAUUGCGUUUUUUUUUUAUUUAAUAUACCGUUAUACCAAGAUAAUCCAGAAAAAAAAACUUAGGGUAAUUCUGCUUUAUAUAUGACAAGCAGUUUACAUGCAACAUGCCUUGUGAUAUUAUACAAAAUCAUUUUAUUGUUUUUUUUCUAUGUUGUAUUAUUUCAAUAAAAAAAACUAUA
Pogonomyrmex barbatus (red harvester ant) is the source of this 1042-nucleotide messenger RNA. RefSeq lists its product as uncharacterized. The record is from RefSeq and is a predicted model, not a curated record. NCBI's taxonomy places the organism in Eukaryota, Metazoa, Arthropoda, Insecta, Hymenoptera, Formicidae.